ACCACUACUUCCGGGUUUCGGCAGUCUGGUCCAUAUCCACUCCUCAGUCGCGUUUCCCAACUACUCGCACCCAUUGUACACAAACCAACGAGGAGUUGGCGACUGAGCACAGCAUCGAUCGAGGGCUGCUCCUUUAAGAAAGACUAAGCCUGAAUUAUCACCCCACCUCCUCCUGAUCUCCUUUACAGGGCUUUUGCGUUUUAAAAAAUCAACCCAGGAGCCGAGAGUGAUCAAAAGAAAAACGAGUGAGCUGAAUGUUUUGUGUGCAUUUGACUAUUCACAUUAGGUGUGCUAACCCGUGGAAGCGCGGCGCGGAUCAUCAUUCAUUCCGGGCUACUUUGACAAGCCUCGGCGUUUGAUUGACAGGCGUGGUGGCAAAAAGCCAUGAGACUUCGCUAGUUUUGUUUUGAGGGGUAUUUUCAUACUGUUUUUUUUUUGAAAAUAAGACUGGGGUUUCUCUCCCUAUGCCACUGCCCUGGGGAUAGCUCAGGCCCUAUUCGCGGUUGCUUUGGACUGAACUUGAGCUGAAGAGGGCUGGCUUGAAUUCAUCGUUGCAUUUCUCUUGCAAGAAAUACGGAUUCUUGAAAGAUCUCGCAUUUGGAAUUUGCGUUUUUAUUUGUUCUUCACCCUGGCCUCUUAGGGGAUAUAUCCGAAGCGAAAGGAGAGAAGAAGAGAGGGACUAGAGGAGGGAUAUGGCGCAGCGGUACGAAGACUUGCCCCACUACGGGAUGGACGGGGUGGGUAUCCCCACCACCAUGUACGGCGACCCGCACGGUGCCCGCUCCAUGCAGGCCGUCCACCUCAACCACGGCCCCCAGCUACACUCACACCAGUACCCGCACACAGCCCACAGCAACGCCAUGCCGCCUAGCAUGGGCUCGUCCGUCAACGACGCCCUGAAGAGAGAUAAAGACCAGAUAUAUGGGCACCCCCUGUUCCCCCUGCUUGCACUGAUUUUUGAGAAAUGUGAAUUAGCGACUUGCACGCCCAGAGAGCCUGGGGUCGCGGGAGGAGACGUUUGUUCAUCGGAAUCUUUCAAUGAAGAUAUAGCAGUGUUUGCAAAACAGAUUCGGGCAGAAAAGCCGUUAUUUUCAUCGAAUCCAGAACUGGAUAACCUGAUGAUUCAAGCCAUUCAAGUUUUACGGUUUCAUCUUCUGGAGUUGGAAAAGGUACACGAACUAUGUGACAAUUUCUGUCACCGGUACAUCAGCUGUCUGAAAGGAAAGAUGCCCAUCGACUUGGUGAUCGACGACAGAGAGGGCGGAUCAAAAUCGGACAACGAGGAAAUAACAAGAUCAUCCGGGCCUCUUGAUCAGACUUCCUGGAACAGAGAGCACGAUGACACAGCAUCCACGCGCUCCGGAGGCACACCUGGUCCGUCAAGCGGGGGACACACAUCACACAGCGGGGACAACAGCAGCGAACAAGGUAAGAAACACAUCACACAGCGGGGACAACAUCAGAGAACAGGGUAAGAAACACGGGACACAGCGGGGACAACAGCAGAGAACAGGGUAAGACACACGGGACACAGCGGGGACAACAGCAGAGAACAGGGUAAGACACACGGGACACAGCGGGGACAACAGCAGAGAACAGGGUAAGACACACAGCGGGGACAACAGCAGAGAACAGGGUAAGACACACGGGACACAGCGGGGACAACAGCAGAGAACAGGGUAAGACACACGGGACACAGCGGGGACAACAGCAGAGAACAGGGUAAGACACACGGGACACAGCGGGGACAACAGCAGCGAACAGGGUAAGACACACAGCGGGGACAACAGCAGAGAACAGGGUAAGACACACGGGACACAGCGGGGACAACAGCAGAGAACAGGGUAAGACACACGGGACACAGCGGGGACAACAGCAGAGAACAGGGUAAGACACACAGCGGGGACAACAGCAGAGAACAGGGUAAGACACACGUCACACAGCGGGGACAACAGCAGAGAACAGGGUAAGACACACGGGACACAGCGGGGACAACAGCAGAGAACAGGGUAAGACACACGGGACACAGCGGGGACAACAGCAGAGAACAGGGUAAGACACACGGGACACAGCGGGGACAACAGCAGCGAACAGGGUAAGACACACAGUGGGGACAACAGCAGAGAACAGGGUAAGACACACAGGACACAGCGGGGACAACAGCAGAGAACAGGGUAAGACACACGGGACACAGCGGGGACAACAGCAGAGAACAGGGUAAGACACACGGGACACAGCGGGGACAACAGCAGAGAACAGGGUAAGACACACGGGACACAGCAGGGACAACAGCAGAGAACAGGGUAAGACACACAGCGGGGACAACAGCAGAGAACAGGGUAAGACACACGUCACACAGCGGGGACAACAGCAGAGAACAGGGUAAGACACACGGGACACAGCGGGGACAACAGCAGAGAACAGGGUAAGACACACGGGACACAGCGGGGACAACAGCAGAGAACAGGGUAAGACACACAGUGACGGCUAAAUAGCUACAUUUUGUUAGCUUUAUUAAUAGUAUGUGGAAUGGACAGUGUAUGUGCAGUCUGUACACAGUGCACUAUGGGUAGUAUUCUGUAAUAUGAAUGGUUUACAUGCUAGUCAUCAAUGGACAAAACUGGGACACAUGCUGAAGUAGUAGUGAUACUUGGUUGAUUGAUUGGUUAAUUGAUUGAUUGGUU
Messenger RNA from Oncorhynchus mykiss (rainbow trout), 2684 nucleotides. RefSeq names its product homeobox protein Meis1. The record is from RefSeq and is a predicted model, not a curated record. Lineage: Eukaryota; Metazoa; Chordata; Actinopteri; Salmoniformes; Salmonidae.